Messenger RNA from Naumovozyma dairenensis CBS 421, 687 nucleotides. RefSeq names its product Duo1p (gene DUO1). The transcript has a single exon. The record is from RefSeq and is a predicted model, not a curated record. Gene Ontology annotation, biological process: mitotic cell cycle. Lineage: Eukaryota; Fungi; Ascomycota; Saccharomycetes; Saccharomycetales; Saccharomycetaceae. Gene Ontology annotation, cellular component: mitotic spindle; DASH complex. The coding region runs from base 1 to 687 and encodes 228 amino acids.
AUGUCCGAAGAACUAAUUGAUGAUUCAACUAUCAACAAGUUAAUCCCCCAAAUAUUUGAUCAAAUGAAAUCUAAUUUCGACGCCACAACAACUACAAUGGGUUCCAGAACAAGGCGAGAUACAACUAAUUUUUCAAUGUCAUCAUCAUUCACAUCUACUCAGUCACUUUUAAAGGAACUAGAAUCACUCGAUAAAAUAAUUGGAAUGAUCGAGAACGUAGAUAAGACCUUGAAAAGUGCCUCCCCUCAACAUUUAAAUAGAAUUUAUGAAGUUUGCAAAUCGACUAAUACUAUACUAGAUUCAUGGAUAGAUAUUCAAUCACAAGCAGGAUACAUUACUAGGUUAAUGAAUGAUCCUGUAUACUUGAAGUAUAGUAGUGACCAAUUAUUCAAUGAUGACAAUGCAGAUGAAUAUUUAGCUUUGGAGGUUGAAGAAACUGAAAAGUUGAAGAAGCAAAUAGAAAUAGAGCAACAGAGGAAGUUGUUAGCAACAACAGAAAGACAAACCCUCUCUAAUUCAAGACCUCAAGUUAAUGUAAGGAGUAGAACACAUGUUUCUAAACCAGUAGUACGUAGACCAGUACCUACGGACUCUAGAGGGAACAGACCUAAACCUUCUGGAAUACCGACAAUACCCACAAGAUUAGCAAGGUCGACAGCAAGUAGCUCUAGAAAAAUGUUUAGAUGA